Molecule: messenger RNA, 1705 nt
Organism: Toxorhynchites rutilus septentrionalis
Lineage: Eukaryota; Metazoa; Arthropoda; Insecta; Diptera; Culicidae
Gene: Argl
Product: argininosuccinate lyase
Exons: 2
Coding region: 79-1497 (472 amino acids)
Cellular component (GO): cytosol
Molecular function (GO): argininosuccinate lyase activity
Source: RefSeq, a predicted model, not a curated record
AGUCCUCUUACAGGGCUCAGUCUGGCGCAGUAUUUUCAGUAAGUUGGAGUCAAAGUAAAAAAGUUGGUUAGAAACAAGAUGAGUUCGCGACGUGAAGAGAACGCGACGACGGGUCCUUUUAGGCUAUGGGGUGGACGGUACUCCAAGGGAACCGAUCAUGUCCUGUCGAGGGUCAACAAUUCGCUAACGGUCGAUAAGCGGCUGUAUUCGGAAGAUUUGGAUGGAAGUGUGGCGUACGCGAGAAGUUUGGCCGAAGCGAAGCUGCUGACGCAGAGUGAAUUUAAGGUGAUCUGUUACGGACUGGAGACGAUACGGGACGAAUGGAAGAAGGAAACGAUCAAGCUGAUGCCGAGAGACGAAGAUGUACAUACGGUUAAUGAGCGUCGGCUGGUCGAAAUCAUUGGACCCCAAAUCGGAGGAAAACUUCAUACCGGCAGGAGUCGCAAUGAGCAGGUGGUUGUGGAUAUGAAACUGUGGAUGAGGAAUGCCGUCAGUGACAUUUUGAAGCAGCUGGCUGCGUUGAUUGGGGGUAUCAAAGAUUUGGCUACUCGGUACAUCGAUGUUCUGAUGCCGGGCUACACACAUAUGCAGAAAGCGCAACCAGUUCGAUUUAGUCAUUGGAUUUUGAGCUACGCCUUCUAUUUCAAGGAGGAUUAUCAUCGAUUCCAAGAAUUUUACAACCGGAUGAACGUCCUGCCGUUGGGAAGCGGGGCUCUUGCUGGCAAUCCGUUCAACAUAAAUCGACACAAGCUCGCAGAUGAUCUGGGCUUCAACGGGGUUUCCUAUAACAGCAUGAAUGCGGUUAGUGAUCGUGACUUUGUGGUUGAGUUCAACUUCCUCAGCACUCUGACUGCGGUUCAUUUGAGCAGACUUGCCGAGGAUUUGAUUCUGUACUCUACGAAAGAGUACAACUUCUUGGAGCUGUCUGAAGAGUACACAACCGGCAGCAGUUUGAUGCCCCAGAAGCGCAAUCCCGAUAGUUUGGAAUUGGUCAGGGGAAUUUCGGGAAAUGUGUUCGGGCAACACUGCGGCCUGCUAAUGACUUUGAAGGGACUUCCAUCGACGUAUAACAAAGAUCUGCAGUGCGAUAAGAGUGGAAUGUUUGCAGUGUACGAUCAGACGGUGCUUUCGCUGACGUUGAUGACCGGAGUGAUUACGACUAUUCGGCUCGAUGAGGAACGUUGCCUCAGUGCGCUGAGUUACGACAUGCUUGCAACCGAUAUGGCAUACUAUCUGGUGCGUAAAGGAAUUCCCUUCCGGGAGGCACAUCACAUCUCCGGAGAGGUCGUCGCUUUCUCCGAGAAGGUGAAAAUUCCAAUCAACAAGCUAUCGUUGGAAGACCUCAAGGAAAUAAGUCCAUAUUUUGACGAGACGGUCAGCGGGUUGUGGAACUAUGAGAACAGUGUCGAGCAGUAUACCGUCGUGGGGGGCACUUCCCGGAUCGCGGUGCAGGAGCAGAUCAACCUGCUGAAGGAUUUUCUUUCGAGCUGUGAAUGAGAGGCGUGUGUUUAGCUGUAAUGAUUGUUUUUUUGUUUCUGUUUCUGUAAACUGUAUAAAUAUCGUUUGCCAAACUAUUGUAAAUUAUUGUAGGAAAAAAAUGUGUUAAACCGUGUACCGUAGAGUGUGUACCGCAAAACAAAAUGUAAUAAUUAUCUGUGCUAUUUCUCCCUGUUGUGGCUAAUAAAACAAAAAUAUGUCUGAAAAA